Molecule: messenger RNA, 2998 nt
Organism: Gigantopelta aegis
Lineage: Eukaryota; Metazoa; Mollusca; Gastropoda; Neomphalida; Peltospiridae
Product: mRNA export factor-like
Exons: 11
Coding region: 149-1261 (370 amino acids)
Biological process (GO): transcription-dependent tethering of RNA polymerase II gene DNA at nuclear periphery; RNA export from nucleus
Cellular component (GO): nuclear pore
Molecular function (GO): RNA binding; ubiquitin binding
Source: RefSeq, a predicted model, not a curated record
ACCAACAGUUGAACUAACAAACUCGAACCAGUCUAGGCCAGAUGCAAUCACAAGUUAGUCGUUACAAAUAAAAAUCGGCGGUUUUUGCAAAAAAAGAAACAUAUUGUGAAGUCAUUAUUGCCAUAGAUUUUAUUACGUUCUAAACAGUAUGAGCAUUUUUGGUGGAAGUACUUCAUUUGGACAGCCAAGUUCGACAAUGUUUGGUAGCACCACAGUUAGCAGCAACUAUAACCCAAUGAAAGAUAUAGAGGUUGCUUCACCACCAGACGACAGUGUGAGCUGUCUCAAAUUCAGUCCAGGCACCUUACCGUCUACAUUUCUGGUGGCAGGUAGCUGGGACAAUAAUGUUCGGUGUUGGGAAGUUCAACAGAAUGGUCAGACAAUUCCUAAAGCCCAGCAGACACACACAGGACCUGUCCUGGACGUUGAAUGGAGUGAUGAUGGGACCAAAAUUUUUACAGCAUCAUGUGACAAGACAGCUAAAAUGUGGGACUUAAACAGUAAUCAGUUUUUGCAGGUUGCUCAGCAUGAUGCUCCCAUCCGCACUGUGCACUGGAUAAAGGCUCCCAACUACAGCUGUCUCAUGACUGGAAGCUGGGACAAGACACUCAAGUUCUGGGAUACCCGGUCAUCUGCACCGAUCAUGAGCAUUCAACUACCAGAGAGGUGUUACUGUGCUGAUGUUAAAUACCCAAUGGCUGUUGUGGGCACGGCUGGCCGAGGUUUGAUUAUCUAUCAGUUGGAGAAUCAGCCACAAGAGUUCAAGAGAACAGAGUCACCACUCAAGUACCAGCAUCGUUGUGUUAGCAUUUUCUUGGAUAAGAAGACAAAUUUGCCAACAGGAUUUGCUCUAGGAAGCAUUGAAGGUCGUGUUGCAAUUCAUUAUGUAAAUCCAGCGAAUCCAAAAGACAACUUCACAUUUAAAUGUCACAGAUCCAAUGGAACUCCCAGUGCAAUGCAGGAUAUUUAUGCUGUGAAUGACAUAUCGUUUCACCCUGUUCACGGAACCUUAUCCACAGUUGGUUCUGAUGGUAGGUUCAGCUUCUGGGAUAAAGAUGCUCGCACAAAAUUGAAGACCUCUGAACCAUGUGAUCAACCAAUAACCACAUGCAACUUCAAUGCACAGGGAAACAUCUUUGCAUACGCUUCAAGUUAUGACUGGUCUAAGGGCCAUGAAGGAUACGACCCACAGAAGAUGAAACCUCACAUCUUCCUCCGAUCCUGUUUUGAUGAACUCAAACCAAGCACAAAGAGAAGUUAACGCUAUGUUGCAAGUAUUCACUGAUGUUAUGCCAGGCAGAGCCGAUUCAUGAACUAACAGGACUGUUAGAUCGAGUCGAUGUUGAUGACCAGUCUGUCUUGGUGUUUAACACCAUUAUCCUUCCUUUUCGCAACCUGUCAAUAUAUCUUUAUUGUUGUAAAUGAAAACAACCUUAUUAAUAGAGAAACAGAUAUUAAAAUUUUGCGAAUUUAAUCAUCUGUAUAGUGUUUCCUGAUUUUUGGCUGUUUGUCCAAACGUUUGCCUUAUUCUUGGUCCAGAAAUUAAGGUAUGGUUUGAGCCGAUACUUUGCAUACCUUCUGAUAAGAGAUUGCCAAUUUAUAGGACGAAUAUCAGUACCGGACCACCAAUAUUCAAUAGUGUGAAAUGUUAAAAACCAUCUGAACUGUGAAAAUGAUUUAUUUGUUGUGGAUAUUCUUUACUGUGAAGAUUUAUUGGAACCAUGACUGAAGACUUGGGUGGAUGUUAUUGUUUGUCAUAAUGACAAGUUGGAUUGACAGUACAAUGUGCUGAGAUAUGUUGAUGAAUUUUUUAUGUCAACAAACUUUUUCCGUAGCACAAAUGAUUUGUAAUAUUAUGAACAAGCUUGUUCCUAGGGAAGGAAUAAAGUAGUGUACAUGUUUGAAGAGGUUAUAAUACAGAAACUGGUGUGUAUGUGGUAUUUGCUAAUGUUUUCCACACACACAUCCAUAUUGUGUAUUGUCAUGAUCCACAACAUGUAAAAAUAUGAUAUUGCUUUUCUUUUCUUUUUUCUUUCUUUUUUACAUGACUACCUAUAUACUUGGACAACAGAUGUUUUGGUGACAUUUGGUUUGUUGGGUGUUUUAAUAAUUAGUCAUUUAUUUGACACUUGAGUAAAAAGAAGACUGAUUAUUAAAUUAUAAAUGUAUAUGAUAUAUUCAAAACUCCACAAGGAAUUGUAAAGAUUACAUUUUGUUGUAUACUUUAAGAUACCAGAGAUAAAAGUUUUUCAUAUUUAUCCAGAAUUUUGGAUUUUUAAUCAGCUGUACGGUGUUUCUGGAUUUUCUGCUAUUUGUCAAAAAAAUCCAUAUUCUCAAUCCAAGACUUAAGCUAUUAUUUUGGCUGAUGCAUUGCAUACAUUCUGAAGAGGGGGCUGCCAUUUUAAACCAUCGUGCAAUGCUAACUUGGGGCUAAUCUUGGUACCCAAGCAGUGUUAAAAUGUCCAGAUUUUAAAAUAUAUUUGUAACCCACUUUCAUCUCUAGAUGAAAACUAGCAACAGUUUAGUAAAAUUGGAGACCCUACGACCUCAUUGACCUAGAUCCCCAAGUUAUAAAGGACUUAAAAGCUGCUGAUCCUACUUUUUGACAGUGUCGAAUAUUUUGACCUAUUACAGGGUUUUUCACCAUCAACUUACACAUUACCUACAAAUUUUUUUCUGGUCAUCCUGGUUCAUUUUCAAAAUUAAUUUUAUGUAAAAUAGAAAACUAUUGUCGGGUCCAUGGCUUCAAGAUAUUUAAUAUAAAAUGCGUUUUGUUUCGGGAGUUCUUUGCAGCUCUCAGCAGGUUUAUUUUGGAAUGGCUGUUCAUUGUUGCAGGGAUAAUAUAAACAAAUGUGUUAUUUGGGAUUACCCUCAUUCAAAAUUUUAUGUCGAAAUUACUUCUUUUUUUAAAAAAUAUUAUUAAAUAGUCCAAUCCUCUCUUCUUUCUUUUCUUUAUUUUUGGACUGUACUUCUAAAAUGCUCCAAAUUAUAUAAAUAU